GCAAAAAUACCACGACAUAAAACACAAGCCGGUCUGGAAUCGGGCAGGGAAACAGAGCGAGUGGAAGACGAAGAGAAGGAGAAACCAAAAGAAAGGGGGAAAAAGAAAAGCAGCUAAAACCUAAAAGUAGACAAACACGCAUUCUUCUUGUCUCCCUCCCUUUCUCUUCCGAUUUUUUUUAUUCCAAAAAAAAUAAAAAUAAAGGAUAUUAUUAUUCUCUAUAUUUUUGCUGAAAAUAAUUUGACAAUUGACUCCUCACCCUCCAUUUUUUUUUCUUCUCGGUACUUUUUCCUUUAUGUCUCCUCAGAUCUAAACUUUCUCAGAAAUUUAGGGGCGAAGUCGAUUCGGCAUAUCAGCGACGAAAUUAGUAAAAAAACCGCCGGUCCGAUCCAAUAAGCCGAACUGAAAUGGAUGAUUUUCCAGGUUUGUUAGCCAAAGAUUUUGGGAUCAAACCCCAAGGCAAGUCGGCCCCGAUGGCACCUCCUCGAAACCCUUCUUCGGGUACCAAUAUCUCUUCGGGUUCCAAUUACGGGUUCCGAUCCGAUUUUACUCGAUCCUCAUCCGGCAACGCCAAGUCAUCAUCCAAUUCCAUUUUCGACGAUCACGAUCGCGACGGGCUCAUCUUUAACGACGUUUUUGGUGGACCCCCCAAAUACUCCUCUGAAUCUCGAGCCACAACUGCUCAAACGUCGUCUUUCGAUUACGACUCCAUUUUCAAGGACCCGAAGCCGCCGGUUUUUGACAAGCCUGUUUACGAUGACGAUCUUUUCGAUGGAUUGCCUGGGAUCAAGAGCUCUUCCUCAGCAGCGUCGGCCGCUAAGUACGAUGACGUUUUUGCUUCGAUCUCGGGGUCUUCGCCUCCUCCUAAGCACAGGUCCGUAAGCAGCUCGCCGUUUGAUGAGCUGCUUGGGAAUCUAGGGAGGAAAGAGACUGACACGAAGACAAAGAGCGAGAGAGUGAAAGCGGAGAAAGAUGCGCCUGUUUUUGAUGAUUUGCUUCCUGGUUUCGGUCGGAGCAGCUCUCCUGCACCUGCGAGGUCAACUUCAGAUGCCCACCGGUCCCAGAAACCAGCCUCAAAUUCAAUCAAGACUGGCUCCAAUUCGAUGGAAGACCCUUUUGUCGUCAUAGAAUCAACAUCAGUACCUGCAGAUUCGUCCUCAGGGUUGUUUACGGACCCCUUGGAAGAAAUAAAUAAAAUUAAUGGAUCUGGGAAGUCAAGAGUGGAGAGUUCAUCUGGAAGUGGGGGAGUAUUUGAUGAUAUAGAUCCUCUUGAUGGUCUUGGAAAGUCUGUACCUCCAGUGUCAUCUGAGAUCAAUAAGAGGGGGAAGGAUAGGAGCCCUUUAAGAACUGCAAGUGGUGCACAAACUCCUGCUAGUAAAGAGUCAAUUGAUGAAGAAUAUGAGCAUCAUACAAAGAAGAGGAUGCCAUCUGUUGACAGUUUUCUGGAAUCUCAUCAACCUGUUUUUGACAUGCCCAAUGUGUCAACCGAUUUUCAUAGCUCUGUUGGUCAAACUACUAGCCCUCCUCCAUACUCGAAUGUCAGUUCUAAUGACACUAGUUCCCAGGUAAAUACAACUCCUAGAUCUGAGGAGAACUUUGACACAUCUGAUGAUGUGUGGCUCACUGUAUCAGAGAUUCCUCUCUUUACCCAACCUACCAGCGCUCCACCCCCUUCAAGACCCCCGCCUCCAAGACCACCUCGAGUUUCAAAGUCAGAGACAGGCUCAUUUUCUUCCACAAAUGCAAAAAAGGUCAAUGAAUUUUCCUCUUUCCCAAAUUCAACUCAGUACUCGCACAGCUCGCAGUCAGCUCGUGCUGCAGGAAGAAGCUCUGUUACAUCUCAAUUUGAUGAACUUGAAGAUUUUGCAAUGGGUAGGGCCCGGAAUAAUGUUGAACAUGCUGAUGUUUUUCCUGGUGAUGAUUUUGAGACCAACUCUGUUGCUGCUGCUUCUGCUGCUGCCAUGAAAGAGGCAAUGGAUAGAGCAGAGGCUAAAUUCAGGCAUGCUAAGGAAAUGAGGGAGAAAGAGAAUUUAAAGGCUGCUAGAAGUAAAGAAGCUGGUCAAAUGGAUAAAGAUGAGAGAGCUAUGCAAGAUGCUUUGGAUAGAGAAUAUAGGGAAAAGCAAGAGAGACUGGAGCAUGAGAGGCAACAAAGGGAAAGGGAGGAGGAAGAGAGAGAGCAAAGGAGACGUGAGUUGGAGAGGGAAAGGGAGGAGAAGGAGAGAGAACAAAGAAGGCUUGAGAAAGAGAGGGAGCGAGUCAGGGAGAUGGAGAGGGAAAGGGAAAAGGCCAGACAAGCUGUUGAAAGGGCUACUAGAGAAGCACGUGAAAGAGCAGCAGCUGAAGCUCGUGCUAGAGCUGAAAGGGCUGCUGUUGGAAAGGCAGCUGCUGAAGCUCGAGAACGAGCGGAACGGGCUGCAGUGCAGAGAGCACAAGCUGAAGCCCGUGAAAGGGCAGCAGCAGAGGCAAGAGAAAGAGCAGAAAGAGCUGCUGCAGAAGCGAGAGAGAGGGAAGCACGGGAGAGGACUGCAACAGCAAAAAUUGAAGCUGAAACAAGGCUUAGAGCAGAAAGAGCUGCUGUGGAAAGGGCUGCUGCAGAGGCUCGAGAGAGGGCUGCUGCUGCUGCAAGGGCAAGCCAGCAAAAGAAUGACAAUGAUCUUGAAUCCUUUUUUAGUAUGGGUUCUCGACCAAGCAGUGCACCAAGGCCAAGAGCUAACUCUUCAGAUCCUCUGUUUGAUGGACAAAACAAGGGAGGGCCCGAAGUAGCUAGAAGAACAUCUGUUGGAUCCUCAUCGAGCAUGAGGAAAGUUUCUUCAACUGCAAAUAUUGUUGAUGAUCUCAGUUCUAUCUUUGGAGCUGCUGCAUCUUCAUCUGGAGAAUUCCAAGAGGUUGAAGGGGAAACUGAAGAAAGGCGAAGAGCCAGGUUGGAACGCCACCAAAGAACUCAGGAGCGUGCGGCAAAAGCACUGGCUGAGAAAAAUCAACGGGACCUUCAAGUGCAAAGGGAACAAGCUGAGAGACAUAGAAUUGCUGAAACGCUAGAUGUUGAGAUCAAGAGAUGGGCUGCUGGGAAAGAGGGAAAUUUGCGUGCUCUGCUGUCAACAUUGCAAUAUGUUCUUUGGCCUGAAUGUGGUUGGCAGCCGGUUUCUUUGACGGAUUUGAUUACAGGUGCUGCAGUUAAAAAGGCUUACAGAAAGGCGACUCUUUGCAUCCAUCCUGAUAAAGUCCAGCAAAAAGGUGCCAAUCUUCAACAGAAAUAUAUCGCAGAGAAGGUGUUUGACUUGCUCAAGGAAGCCUGGAACAAGUUCAAUUCAGAGGAGCUUUUCUGAGUUUGGAAUUGUUGAUUACGUAGCUCAAAAAUUCAUGAACUAUUCCUUGGAGUUGAAUGCAUGAUUGUUGAAGCAGCUAUAAUUUUCUUAUCCGCUGCUGUUGUCGUCUGCUUCGAUUUGAUGAUUCAUCGUAUCAGCUGUUAAAGGGUGGCACAAGGUGCUGCCUGCUUCAAAGGCCGCAGAGGUGCCUGAAGGGUGAAGUACUCUUCUUUUUGUUAAGGUUGAUCAAUGUACAUUAAUCUUUAUCCAGCUUAUGCACGUGGAAGUUGGAAUCUCGGUGUUAGUGUAGAUUAUUAUAAUUCAGCGAAUUGGUCAGUUCUAUCAUCCGCCCCGCCCCAUAUGCACGGAAUGAGGGGAUUUUUUGUGUUAAUUCUUUUACAAUAUUGUUUUUAUAUCUUUUUGUGGCAAAUAGGGAGCUAUGAUAUGUUGAGUGAAUACCUACAUGUUCUAUUGAUAUCAAAACAAUAGUAUGAGAUGUGUAUGAUUGUUGAGCUGGCUUACUCCGAUUCAUAUAUAUCAUCCAUUUUUUCUAUAA
Molecule: messenger RNA, 3861 nt
Organism: Theobroma cacao (cacao)
Lineage: Eukaryota; Viridiplantae; Streptophyta; Magnoliopsida; Malvales; Malvaceae
Product: Chaperone DnaJ-domain superfamily protein
Biological process (GO): clathrin coat disassembly; clathrin-dependent endocytosis
Cellular component (GO): vesicle; intracellular membrane-bounded organelle; cytoplasm
Molecular function (GO): clathrin binding
Source: RefSeq, a predicted model, not a curated record